AACCCAGCAGGUCAGCAAUCAAUUCAGGCACGAAAACAGGAGGGGUCCGCGGCACGAUGCAUGCGAUGACGACGAUGAGAGGGACAUUGAAACAGCAAUCUCCGUUCCAUGACACAACAUGCUCAAUGGUCAGAGCAAACCAGAUGGACAUGCCCAGGCGCCAAAGCGGCCCCAUGAAAGCGAAAACUGGGAAGCGGGAUGUGGCCAACCAGGCACGCCUGCGACGAUCUGCUCCCCUCUGCUUGCGAGCGCCCGCCAUUGGAGACACCGUAGCAGGGCACGCAUUUGGCAGAUCGCUCAACAGGUCACCAAACGGAUGAAGGGCAGUGCAUACCUUGCUGCCCUGGCUGUGAAUCCGCCAUGGCGGGCACGAAGAAGAGAGGGUCUGAAGGCUGGCGGUUCCGGUAUUCGGUGGGCCGUUUGCGUGUCGACUUCGGGUCGAUGCGUUCUUUGGAGAACCAACCUGUGCUACCGUGUCAAAAUGUCUUGGAUUGAAUCCCUUCGGCCAGGGCUGGCGUCAUACCAGUGGGGAAUAAGGAGGCUUUCUUCAGACAGCGGGUCACUCCCAGUCUCGUGGGGCUGUCUCAAAUGUGAUGAGUCGUCUUCUUUGCGAUUCAAAAAUGCGGUUCGGCUCAAAGAACUCGGAGUUGCGCUGUCGAAAGACAAGGUAUAACUGUCCCAGCACCUUCGGCGCAGCGGGGUGGGGUCGAGAUGGGACGGACAAUGAGCUUGCCCCUGAAGCUAAUUCGAGACCGGUACGGAGUACCGCUCGGUGGCUCAGUGAGCUUGUUCUUGUCGACGGCUGGCGCUGAUUGUCGGAAUAAUCGACUGACGUGGUUUCUAAAUCUUGGAUGGCGACGGAGGUCGAGUCUCGACCGUCGAUUUCCAGCGGGAGAGUUCGUCCGUCCUGUCAAGGCCGAGCGCCUUGUUGGGGAUCUGGGCGUCCAGCUCGAUCCCGCAGGCUGUUUGUUGUUGCGGGAGGAAGAAAGUUGAGCGAUCCCCAACACGU
Parathielavia appendiculata is the source of this 1009-nucleotide messenger RNA. RefSeq lists its product as uncharacterized. Lineage: Eukaryota; Fungi; Ascomycota; Sordariomycetes; Sordariales; Chaetomiaceae. The coding region runs from base 119 to 673 and encodes 184 amino acids. The transcript has a single exon. The record is from RefSeq and is a predicted model, not a curated record.